AGUUAAGGAGUAAAGUUCGAGUAACAAUCUUUGCAACAUAUUUUCUGUGGUAGAAGAAAUUUAGAAAGCUUAAUGAGUAAUGUAACUUGAAAACUUUUAGCGGUACUGUUUUUAAUAUAAAAAAAAAUUACAAAUUGAACUCAGACGUCUGGCCAGUAAGCUUGAUUUUAAUUCUGAUGGCGUCAACAAAGUCUAAAAUAAAUAUUCUAGAUAAGCCUUUAAGCAAAGGAAAGAGUGAAAUUAAUAUCAGCACAUUUGGCCUACUUUUCUGUGAGAUUGUUCAGUAUUGUCAGAAUCGAGUAUACACUGUUCCAGAAUUGCAAGGAAAGUUGUCAGAUCUAGGUUACCAUGUUGGUCAACGGAUGGUAGACCUUUUGUUUGUGAGAGAGAGAAAUUUCAAGAGAGAAACCAAACUUCUCAAUAUGUUGGUGUUUAUUAAGUCAGUCAUGUGGAGGGCCGUAUUUGGAAAAGAAGCUGAUAAAUUAGAACAUGCCAAUGAUGAUGAAAAGACCUACUAUCUUAUUGAGAAUGAAACUAUUGUGAACAAAUUCAUCUCAGUACCCAAAGAUAAAGGAACCUUGAAUUGUGCAGCUUUCAUAGCAGGUAUGAUUGAGGCAGUGUUGGUGGGCUGUAAUUUUCCGGCAAAAGUGACGGCCCAUUGGCAUAAAGGAACCACAUUCAUGAUCAAGUUUGAAGAAUCGGUGAUUGCCCGAGAAAAAACAGCUGAAGGGAGAUGAGAUCCUGAAGGAGUAAAUUAUUAUAUGAAUGUUUUAGUCAAGCAAUGUUAUGGUAGAGUACGAUUUUAUCGUGAAUUAUAUUGUUUUGUGAUACGAGUAAUAUGACAACUGUUCACACAUACGAAUAUGAUUUUUCUUGCAUUGUUUCCAUUCCAAUAGUAUAUAAUACAAAGUAUAAUAACCCGUGUCUUUAAAUAAAAACUGAGAUAUAAAAUGGCA
Messenger RNA from Limulus polyphemus (Atlantic horseshoe crab), 956 nucleotides. RefSeq names its product trafficking protein particle complex subunit 5-like (gene Trs31). Gene Ontology annotation, cellular component: TRAPPIII protein complex; TRAPPI protein complex; TRAPPII protein complex. NCBI's taxonomy places the organism in Eukaryota, Metazoa, Arthropoda, Merostomata, Xiphosura, Limulidae. Gene Ontology annotation, biological process: endoplasmic reticulum to Golgi vesicle-mediated transport. The record is from RefSeq and is a predicted model, not a curated record. The transcript is spliced from 7 exons. The coding region runs from base 177 to 737 and encodes 186 amino acids.